Plectropomus leopardus (leopard coralgrouper) is the source of this 3686-nucleotide messenger RNA. NCBI's taxonomy places the organism in Eukaryota, Metazoa, Chordata, Actinopteri, Perciformes, Serranidae. The record is from RefSeq and is a predicted model, not a curated record.
CCGCGUGUCCUGUGUUGUUUUCAGCAGCGUGAUAAGGCUCGCCUCGCCGCACAAAUCUAAUCUGUGCGUUUGAUCUCACGGCCACGCGCAAAAACGUGAAAGAUUUACAGACUCCAGGGUGACGAGCAGCUGUCCGGAGGGUUACAAGGUGGACAGUGGAGGAAAAGAGGAAGGAUAGCAUGAUUUUUUUACUGGCUGAUUUCACAUGCAGUGCUUUGGAAAGUUAAAGGGGCCCGGUCUCAUUGAAGGGCGCAGAGUAGGAGGGCAGCUGGGAGCUGAUAGUCCUCUCUCAUCAGCACAGGCUUUUCUGCACUGAGGAGGAAUUCAUGUGAAGUGGGAGGCGCCCGAGCGAGGCGAGCGGCAUGACUGCUGGCCGAAUUUAACAAUUAACCUUGAUGAACACAGAUUGGUUUCACUUAACAGGCGCAGGUGCGUGGAGUUUGGCGCAGCUGAGCGAUCCCACGUUUGUGACUGACGCAUUUUAUGCCAAACACAGAAACUACACGGAGAGAGGAUAUUGCAGCUGAUGUGUUUUUUUCUGAACGGGACAGGAUUGCAAUGGGAGUCCGUCCGAUACCCAUCCUCUUGCAGAAUCCAGGAGCACUGCUGAUUUGAUUUGGAGACCUGUAUCGGAAUUUGACCGCCUUGUCAUUGCCCAACAGCAGCUGAAAGGCAUCUCCUUAACAAGAAAGGACGCUUCACUACUCUCCAUCUGCACACCCGGACGGCUUGAAAUGAGGACCAUUUCCCGGCUGUGUUCCGUGUGAAGAGGCAAAGCGGGGCGGCAGUUUCUUCGGCUCUCAAGGACGAAACAAAAAAAGUGGCCGCCGGCCGAGCUGCGAAGCAUGGAGCGGGACGACACUGACACCGCGAGCGCGUCCAAAAAGACAAUAAUUGCGAAGAUAUUUAAAGUUCGCAAGAGGAGGGAGAUGCUUUUCGUGCAGGUGUGCUUUAUCUGCAGUGUCCUCUUCGUGGCGUGGAGCAUGUCGGCGCUGUUGACCAAGACAGGCCAUGGGAUGAUCGUAGAGAGACAUCCAAAUCAUGAACCCUGGGGAAGAAGGCUUAUGGCUUCAACGCCGGACAACGAAACCGAGCAGAAGAACUGUUCAGAGCCAGCAAUACACGAGUUCCCCGAUGACCUUUUCACCUCCAAUGAACGUAAGAGUGGGGCCGUUCUGCUCCACAUCUUGGCGGCGCUCUACAUGUUUUUGGCCCUCGCCAUAACAUGCGACGAAUACUUUGUGACAUCGCUGGAGAAGAUCUGUGAGAAACUAGAUCUGAGUGAAGAUGUUGCAGGAGCCACCUUUAUGGCAGCUGGCAGCUCUGCACCUGAGUUGUUUGCAUCUGUCAUUGGUGUCUUCAUCACCCACGGCGAUGUGGGGGUGGGGACCAUUGUUGGCUCAGCGGUCUUCAACAUCCUUUGCAUCAUCGGAGUCUGCGGGAUCUUCGCUGGACAGGUGGUGAUGUUGACCUGGUGGGCAGUUUUCAGGGAUUCCUUCUACUAUAUCCUGUCUGUUGUGGCUUUAAUUGCAUUCAUCUACGAUGAGAAGAUAGUUUGGUGGGAGAGUUUGGUGCUGGUGGUCAUGUAUGCUGGAUAUAUUCUUGUCAUGAAAUUCAACUCCAGCAUGCAGAGAUUUUUCAUGGGGUCGAAGUCAGACAAGAACGUGGCCAAUGGUAACGCUGCAGCCAGCAGUGAGAUGGAGGACGGUAAUACUAGUUACUACUAUGUUUGGGAUGACGACCCGUCAUCGCCUUUACUCCCAGGAGUUAAGCCCACCAAGGCUUACAGCCGUGGAUCAGUGGUGAUGGUGGAUGAGAUCAUGAACGCCAGCCCUUCAAAGUUCAGGUUUCCAGAAGCUGGCCUCCGUGUCAUGGUCACCAGCCAUUUUGGACCCAAAACCCGUCUGCGCAUGGCCAGUCGCCUCAUCAUUACAGAGCGCCAGAAGUUGGUCCAAGCCGCCAAUGGAGUGGAGACACAAGUGAUUGACGGAAAGGUUGAAAUAGAGAAUGGAAACGUGCCAGAGGACAAACCCACAGAGGCGCAAGAAAACGAAACCAUCUCGCCGUUUCAUAUUCCAAGGGGGAUCGGCAGCAAGUUUAAGUGGCUGAUCUCGUGGCCUCUGCUCCUGUUGCUGUUCUUUACCGUCCCGAACUGUGCCAAGCCUCGCUGGGAGAAAUUCUUCAUGCUCUCUUUCAUCCUGUCCACCGUCUGGAUCGCCAUCUUCUCCUACUUCAUGGUUUGGAUGGUAACUAUAAUCGGCUACACUUUGGGAAUCCCUGAUGUUAUCAUGGGCAUCACUUUCCUGGCAGCAGGCACCAGCGUCCCAGACUGCAUAGCCAGUCUCAUUGUGGCUCGGCAAGGUUUGGGAGACAUGGCAGUGUCCAACACUAUAGGCAGUAAUGUGUUUGAUAUUCUCGUGGGACUGGGGAUUCCCUGGGCGCUGCAGACCAUGUGCGUCGACUAUGGAUCAGAGGUCAUGAUUAACAGUCGAGGGUUGCUGUACUCUGUGGUGCUUCUGCUGGGCUCCGUGGCCCUCACGGUGCUGGGGAUCCACCUGAAUAAAUGGAGGCUGGACGUGAAGCUGGGCGUGUAUGUCCUGGUGUUGUACGCCAUCUUCCUCUGCUUCUCCGUCAUGAUCGAGUACAACGUUUUUACCUUCGUCAACCUGCCCAUGUGCAUGGAGGAGUAGAGCACAGCAGCAUGCCUCGGAUACCAAAACCUCAACGCUCCCAUAGCAACCCCAAAAUCUUUUUUUUUUUCUUUUCAAUAGCACUGGACCUAACUACAGACUCUUAUUCUCCCCUCUUGCUCUUAUUCUUGUAAUCCUUUCAGUCCCAAAUAUGAAUCUCAUUUCCUCCAAGAGGCAGUACACGCUGUGAGAGUGGACUCCAUUCUAUGUCUCUAAUUUGUCCUCUUGUCACACAGUGCCGGUCCUUAAUGCCCAUUAUUUGGGGCAUUGCCUGUUAUUGCAGUGAAGUCUUUCGUUCCUCUGUGCGCCUGUUAACUUUUUACCCAUCUAGCAUGCCUUUAGAUGUCGGGGACCUCCAGAAUCAUAAGUGCCCCUGUUGAUUGUCGGUGUGUGUUUCACUGUUUUCACAUUGUAGAUUUCCACACACCAUUUCCAAAGCCUUUCCACAAACCAAACCAGAGUCUGUGAAGAAAAAAGAAGCUACAAUUCCAACCAAAAUCCCCAGAUAGAGAAAACUCCUUUUAUUCCUAAAAGAAUUAGGGUUAGCACCCAAGGAAAAAAGUACACUCCAUUUUCCCUAUCGACCUCCACGGAGGAGGGCUUUGUCCUCGGCAGCUCCCCUCCUCCAGCCUGGACCCGACUCCCCCUGGCAUGGCCUUUGGCAUCAGGGAGCAGAUACUGUUAGCGCUUCACCCUCCGCAACUCUUCUUAACCCUCAUCUGCUUGAUCAAAAAAAGGACAUUUUGUCAGGACACAAGGUGAAUCACAGUCCAGAUCAGAUGACUGUGAGGGGUGUUAUGCAUAUGCAGCACUGCACAAUGUAAACUUGUAAACACUUUUUUUUCUUUUGUAUUUAUUUUUUCAAACCGAGGUUUUGUCUAGUACGAAAAUGCAGAGGAGAGCUUGUCGCAAAUAUAGGACAUUGCCUGUUUUUCACUGAAACAAAAUUGCACAUGGAAAUGCUUUUUCUUGCUUUGUGCUGUAAGGAGAUUUGAC